Molecule: messenger RNA, 1245 nt
Organism: Trypanosoma theileri
Lineage: Eukaryota; Euglenozoa; Kinetoplastea; Trypanosomatida; Trypanosomatidae
Exons: 1
Coding region: 1-1245 (414 amino acids)
Source: RefSeq, a predicted model, not a curated record
AUGAUGAUGAUGAUGCGCCGUGUGAUGUGUGUGUUGGCCGUUGUGCUGUGCUGCACCUGCGGGUGUACCAUGACGGCUGCUGCUGCUGUUGAUAAUGACAGUCCCAGUGGCCGUGGUGUAUCCCGUGGGGCUGUGGAGGUGUCGUGCGGGGCCGGCGGUGCGCUGCGUGUACGCCCCGCUGCUGCGAGCGAGUGGCUUACAUGCGGUGCGGGCAGCCGUGUGUCUGCAUGUGGAAACUACGCAGAUGUGUGCCGCCAGCGUACCGCAAGAACAGCAAGAACAACAACCAUUGCUACUACAACUACUGGACAACCAAAGGCGGUGAUGGCUUUUAUGGGUAGUUGGGAUGAUAAAUCUUUUGACGCUGACCGUAUUUUUGAGUAUAGUGAAUGGAAAAAAGCGGAAGAUAGGCAUGCGUUGUCGAACCCAACAAAAGCUCUUACGCACACAAAGGCAAAAAAACUACUAGACGAAAUAAAGAAAGAAGAACUCGAAAAGAAGAAGCAAGAGGAACUAAAACAGCAACGUGAAAGGGAGGCACGAAAUCAGCAGCAGUUAAGUGAAGCACGGGAAAAGGCUGUGCAAACACAAGAAUUACAAGCUGGCGCAGAAGGUCUGGUUGCAGGGAGUGGGACUCUAGCUGCUACAGGAAAACAGGCAACAGCAGUAACAACUAAUGGCACACAAACAUCUGAAGACAUUGGUUCCAAAAAAACCUUACCACAAACUGAGGCUAAAACAGCCCCAGAUAACAGUACUGUUAAUCAUUUUGAUGCUUCGCAGAAUCCUUCUCCAGCAGCGGAGAGUGCUGCACCCAGUGAUGGUAAUUCCGGUAACCAUUCUACUGCAACUCCAGGUACGACUGCAGUGUCAGGCUCAGAAGAAACAAAUACUACUAUUCCGUCAAGCACCGAGAAUACUGUCAGUGAAGAAUCAACCGCGACUCCUCCUCGUGACUCUAAUCUUACCCAGCAAUCUACUGCAACUGAUGAUGUAACUGCCGCACCAGACGCAGAAGAAACCAAUCCCACUACUCCGACGAACCCCGAGAACACUACCACAGAAGCAUCAACCACCACUCCAUCUCCUGUACCUGUUCCCGUAACUAACCCACAGAUCAGCAGCAUUGCUUCCGCAGUGCAGAAGAAGGCUAAUGCUGACAGCAGCAGUAUCAGUCCUCUGUGGAUGCGCACUGCAGCACCACUGUUGAUUGUGGCUGUGUUGUUCUCCUUUACUGUGUACUGA